Messenger RNA from Symbiodinium sp. CCMP2592, 894 nucleotides. The record is from the annotation of a GenBank genome assembly. NCBI's taxonomy places the organism in Eukaryota, Dinophyceae, Suessiales, Symbiodiniaceae.
AUGGACCGCUGGUUUGUGCGGUUCUUCAGGCACUGCAAGUUCGAUCGCUACCCCUCGACGCACAUGGAAGAGAAAGCCAGCGACGAGGAGGAAGUACAAAAGGUGCUUACGAUGGUUCACGACACCCAGAUUGAAAUCACCGCCCGACGAGUGGCCUGUACCUGGCUAGAGCAGGCGCUGCUCGAGAAGAACCAAAUGAUUGAGAAGAUAGCCAGCCGCACAGGGCUUCCCGUGGGCAACUCCGAUGGCGUCAUCGUGGUGCAAGAGGGUCAGACGGUUACAGCUUACUUCAAGGCAAGACGUCGGGAUGGAUCUACUGGAAAGAGCAAGACUCCGCGUGAAGCGGUGGUCGUGGCCCUCAAGGAAGAGACCAUCCGCGUGAAGUUCGUUGCUAGCAAGGCACGGCAUGAGAUUCCAAUGAACUGGGUGGUGAGCAGCACACCUGUACCCGACCCGAGAUUGCUUUCGGAGGGCUGCAGUCCGGAGAGGCUCGCACGAGGGAAACUGGCCAUCACACUCCUGCGGACCGAAAAGGCCAUCGUUGGCUUUGUCCUGGAGAGCUUGAGCCAGGAAGCUGAUCUUCUUGACGAGCUGAGCAAUGCAGUGGAGGGGUGCAAGGCCCAAAACAACAAAGAAGGUGCAGAGAAGCUUCUCAAGAUCAUCCGUAGCUUCCUCGAUCAAGAGAUGGUUGAGGUCGACAAGGAGAUGGAAAAAAUUCUGCCACAAGCUUUGGCCGACAUCCCAGCAGACCCAGGCCACAAGCAGUUUCUGGACAAGCCGCUCUACAGCCUGCCGGAGGGCUACUUGGAUCCCAAGUUUACAACGGACACGAUGCUUUUGGACGGAGAUGAGACCUCGUCCUCAGAGGGUGCCGGUCACAGCAGUUCUGAUUGA